AUGCAGUUCACCGCACUCGUUACGUUCGUCGCUGUCGCCCUCCGUGUCGCGCCCGCAUUCGCUGCACCCAUUCCUACCGUCGAUGCGCUCACUCAAUCUGCUGCCCUUCUUUCCAAUGCGCUUCCCCUGAUGGACAAGAUGAAGCUGGACCUGCAGAUUCACGACCAACUCCUCGCCAGCCUCCAAACCACACCCAUGACCCCCACACAACUACUUGAGACACAGAAGCUCCUCAGCGCCGCACAGCAGAAUGUAGCUGCCGACCAGGCCGCGAUGCUAGCGAUGGAACAGCAGAUCUACCAAACGCAGGGACUCGCGUCUUCGCAGACCCUGCAGAUCGCCCAGCAAGAAGCGAACCUUGCUUCGCAAGCGGCCAAGUUGCUCACUGGCCAGUACUAUCUCGCGUCUCAGCAAGGCAUGAUCCAAGAUGACGAAGCAUUCAUCGCGACUGUGCAAGCUAUGACGGCGCAACAGCAGGCGGCCACCCAGACCGAGCAGUCAGAGACGGCUGUGCAGCAGGGUCAAACCGCCAACGUCCAAAGUUUGACGGCUCAGCAACAGGCCGCGACGGGCGCGCAACAGGCUACAACCGGAGCGCAGCAGGCCGUCACAGGCGUCCAGCAAGCCAACACCGCAUACGCCGAGGGCCAAGUCGGCGCCUAUCAGAACGCCGUAGCGUUUGAGGAGGGUCUCACCGCGCGUACCUUGCUCGGGACGACAUAUGCGCCCGCACCCAUUCUCGCCGCUCCCGUUGCCGCUGUGGCCCCGUCUUUUGCAGUCGCCGAUGCGACCGUUCUCAUUCCUACGCUCGACACGCUUGCCGCUCAGCUUCAGCAGGAGACAGCACUUCUUGCCGCGCUCAUGAGCACCGUCAGCGAGACCUCCACCGGCACCUCCGCGACCUCUCAAAUCGCAAUUCCCGUCACUGUCACUGAGCCCGCCGAGGGCGAGGAGCCUGCGGAGGGGGCUGAGAGUGAGCCGGUUGAGGAGGGCGAGUCGGCGGGAGAGGGUGAGUCAACGGAGGAGGGCGAGGGCGAGCCUGAGUCUGCUGGCGAGUCCGAGGCUUCUGAGCCGGAAGCCGAAGAAGCGUCUGCAAGCGAGUCCGAGGCUGAGGGGGGCGAGGGCGAGGAGUCUACCGCCGCAGAGGGAGAAGGCGCUGAGGAGAGUGAGACUUCCGAGGAGUCUGAGGUCGCCGAGCCGACCGAGGGCGAGGCUUCGGAAUCUGCGGAAGGCGAGAGCGAGGAGGAGUCGACUGAGGGCGACGGUGAAGUAUCCGAGCGCCCCCAGCCGGUUGUGACCUUUGUGCCGCCCACCGCCGGUCAGUUCUCUGAGAUCGUCAACGGCCCAUAUGUCAAGGUUGUCCAGAACUACAAGCCUUGA
Peniophora sp. CBMAI 1063 is the source of this 1380-nucleotide messenger RNA. Lineage: Eukaryota; Fungi; Basidiomycota; Agaricomycetes; Russulales; Peniophoraceae. The record is from the annotation of a GenBank genome assembly.